Molecule: messenger RNA, 2007 nt
Organism: Parnassius mnemosyne (clouded apollo)
Lineage: Eukaryota; Metazoa; Arthropoda; Insecta; Lepidoptera; Papilionidae
Source: the annotation of a GenBank genome assembly
AUGGCACCAAGUUUUAGUAAAAUUACUUCUAGGACAGAUGUAAAAAUCGCAAUUGCUGCUACCGCGGCAUUGAGUGCAUGGCUUAUUAAAAAAUCUAUAAAUUCAAGACAACCAAGAUGUACAAGACCAGGACAGAUUUCACCCGAAGAAAGAGUGCAAUACAUGAUAAAAGAUAAAAACAAAAAAGGACCAAAGGCCCAAGUAGAUGCAAGAUUUUUUGCUGAAUUGAAAGCACUAUGGAAGAUUAUGGUGCCAGAGGUGUGGUCCAAGGAAAGUGGAUUAAUGGUGUUAAUAGCCAUGUCCCUGAUAUCAAGAACAAUGUGUGACUUGUGGUUCAUUCAGCACACAACAUUAAUUGAAGGGUCCAUAAUCGCAAUGAAUCAUAAAGAGUUCAGGCGUCUCUUGACACAGUUCUUCCUUGCUAUGCCCUUGAUAUCGGUGGUUAACAAUGUUCUAAAAUGGAGCAUUGGCGAAGUAAAACUGCGACUUAGGACGAAUCUUUCAUUGUAUCUAUAUCAAAAAUAUUUGAAAGGCUUCACGUACUAUCAAGUGACAAACUUGGACAACCGGAUAGCGAACGCGGACCAACUGCUCACCACCGACGUCGACAAAUUCUGCGAUACGGUGGUCGACCUCUACAGCUACAUCUGCAAACCUAUAUUAGACAUCGGACUCUAUUUGUACAGAUUGACCGUCAACUUGGGACCAUCGACUCCGGGCAUAAUGAUGGCUUAUUUGUUCGUAUCUGGAAUGUUUUUGACGUACCUGAGAAGACCAACUGCUCGCAUGACGGUGCAGGAGCAAAAACUUGAAGGUGAAUACAGAUACGUUAACUCUAGACUCAUCACGAAUUCAGAAGAAAUCGCUUUUUACCAAGGCAACCAUCGCGAACGGCUCACAAUCCUGGCAAGUUUCUACAAGCUGACGCGUCACCUACGAAACUUCCUGCACUUCCGCGUCCUCAUGGGAUUCAUAGACAACAUCAUAGCAAAAUAUAUUGCAAUAACGGUCGGUUUCUACGCUGUUUCAAGACCCUUCUUCGUGAAGGACCACAACUUGCUUACCAACAGCACUGAAAAUGAACGAUUCAAGCACUACUACACGUACGGGCGCAUGCUGGUGAAGAUGGCGGAGGGCAUCGGGCGGCUGGUGCUGUCGGGGCGCGAGCUCAGCCGCCUGGCCGGCCUCACGGCGCGCGUCACGCAGCUCAAGAACGUGCUGGAGGACGUGCACAGCGGCAACUACGAGCGCACCAUGGUGGACCGCACUCUGCAUAACGGAAGCGGACUUGCUCCGAUGGCGCUAAGUCCAGGGGCGGGUCGCAUUAUCUACCAAGACAAGAUCAUCCGCUUUGACAAAGUGCCGCUCGUCACGCCUAAUGGCGACGUGCUGAUCAAGGAGCUCACCUUCGAAGUCAAGUCUGGGAUCAACGUGCUAGUGUGCGGUCCCAACGGGUGCGGCAAGUCGUCGAUGUUCCGGAUGCUGGGCGAGCUGUGGCCGAUCUUCGGCGGCACGCUCACCAAGCCGCCGCGCGGGAAACUCUUCUACGUGCCGCAGCGUCCUUACAUGACCCUCGGAACCUUCCGCGACCAGGUCAUCUACCCCCAAACUCGGGAUGAAAUGAUCCGACGCGGCCGCACUGAUGAAGAACUGAACCGGUUCCUGGAAAUAGUACAGCUUUCGUACCUCACAAACAGAGAGGAUGGAUGGGAUGCUGUUGAAGAUUGGAUGGACGUAUUGUCGGGCGGCGAGAAACAGAGGAUAGCCAUGGCGCGGCUGUUCUACCACGAGCCGCAGUUCGCGAUCCUGGAUGAGUGCACGAGCGCUGUGUCCGUUGAUGUCGAAGGACAAAUGUAUCAGUACUGCCGCGAGAUGGGUAUAUCCUUGUUCACUGUGUCGCAUCGCAAGUCACUGUGGAAGCAUCACGACCACUACCUGCAGAUGGACGGCCGCGGCGGUUACGUGUUCGGAGAGAUCGACAGCGACACGCAGGAGUUCGGCUCCUGA